Molecule: messenger RNA, 1794 nt
Organism: Impatiens glandulifera
Lineage: Eukaryota; Viridiplantae; Streptophyta; Magnoliopsida; Ericales; Balsaminaceae
Product: sugar transport protein 13
Exons: 4
Coding region: 95-1663 (522 amino acids)
Biological process (GO): monosaccharide transmembrane transport
Cellular component (GO): membrane
Molecular function (GO): monosaccharide transmembrane transporter activity
Source: RefSeq, a predicted model, not a curated record
CUUCUUCUUCUUCUUCUAAAUGCUCAUAAUUCUUCUGCCAUAGAAAUAUAUAUAUAACUAAGGGGUUUCAAAGGGACGUGAAGUUUAAUUAGCAAUGGCUGGAGGAGGUUUUGCAGCGCAGUCCGGGAGCCAUUUCGAGGCGAAGAUCACCCCGAUUGUCAUCAUAUCAUGUAUUAUGGCUGCCACAGGCGGCCUUAUGUUCGGCUACGACGUCGGUGUCUCGGGUGGUGUGACUUCUAUGGGUCCUUUCCUUGAGAAAUUCUUCCCGGUGGUUUACAGGAGGACUAUUGACAAAGAUUCAGACAAGAGCAAUUACUGCAAGUACGAUAAUCAGGGUCUUCAAUUGUUCACUUCAUCAUUGUACUUGGCCGGGUUAACGGCUACUUUCUUCGCAUCCUACACCACCAGGAAGCUCGGCCGGAGACUCACCAUGUUGAUCGCCGGAGUCUUCUUCAUAGUCGGUGUAGUGUUUAACGCCGCCGCCAUGAACAUCGCCAUGCUCAUCGUCGGAAGGAUCCUUCUAGGUUGCGGCGUCGGUUUUGCUAAUCAGGCUGUACCGUUGUUCCUGUCGGAGAUAGCACCGACGAGGAUCCGAGGAGGUCUGAACAUCCUGUUUCAACUGAAUGUGACAAUUGGAAUUCUUUUCGCUAACCUCGUCAACUAUGGCACAGCAAAAAUCAAAGGUGGUUGGGGUUGGAGAUUGUCAUUAGGGUUGGCCGGAGUCCCUGCCGUAAUGCUGACCUUGGGAGCAUUGUUGGUUGUGGACACUCCCAAUAGUUUGAUAGAACGCGGUCGCUUGGACGAAGGAAAGUCCGUGCUUAGAAAGAUCAGAGGCACCGAUAACAUCGAGCCCGAGUUUCUUGAACUCGUUGAGGCUAGCCGCAUUGCCAAGGAGGUCAAGCACCCCUUCAGGAACCUUCUACAACGUCGAAACCGUCCUCAACUCAUCAUCGCCGUCGCUCUACAGAUAUUCCAGCAAUGCACGGGUAUCAACGCCAUCAUGUUCUACGCGCCCGUGCUCUUUGACACGCUAGGGUUUGGUAGCGACGCGGCUCUUUACUCGGCGGUGAUCACGGGGGCGGUAAAUGUAGUUUCCACCGUGGUCUCAAUUUACUCUGUUGACAAGGUGGGGCGGCGGUUUCUCCUCCUGGAAGCUGGGGUUCAGAUGUUAUUAUCUCAGGUGGCGAUUGCAGUCAUUUUAGGCGUUAAAGUCCAAGACUCCACCAACAAUCUCCACAAAGGAUUUGGAAUCCUCGUGGUGGUCUUGGUUUGCACCUUUGUUUCGUCAUUCGCGUGGUCUUGGGGACCGCUCGGGUGGCUAAUCCCCAGCGAGACUUUCCCUCUCGAGACUCGGUCGGCUGGACAGAGUGUGACUGUCUGUGUCAACUUGCUGUUCACGUUUGUGAUUGCUCAGGCGUUCCUCUCUAUGCUGUGCCAUUUCAAGUUCGGAAUCUUCCUGUUUUUCUCGGGGUGGGUACUUAUCAUGUCGGUGUUUGUGUUCUUUUUGGUGCCUGAGACGAAGAACAUUCCGAUUGAAGAGAUGACUGAAAGGGUGUGGAAACAACAUUGGCUAUGGAAGAGGUUCAUGGAAGAUGAAGGUCAUGUAGUUAAGGGAUACCCCAUGGGUAAAAUUGAACAUGUUUACGGUACUUCUGUUGCAUGAUCUUCUGCUAAUUAGUUUCAUUGUAAUAUUAGAAAACAAGAAGAAAUAUGGAUGAUCAUAUUCAUCCAACAACUAGGAUUCGUAUUUAUCUUAGAAUCCUAAAGAUAUGUUGUUCUCACCAGUUUAAUCAA